Messenger RNA from Pochonia chlamydosporia 170, 1269 nucleotides. RefSeq names its product pantetheine-phosphate adenylyltransferase family protein. NCBI's taxonomy places the organism in Eukaryota, Fungi, Ascomycota, Sordariomycetes, Hypocreales, Clavicipitaceae. Gene Ontology annotation, biological process: coenzyme A biosynthetic process. The record is from RefSeq and is a predicted model, not a curated record. Gene Ontology annotation, molecular function: dephospho-CoA kinase activity. The transcript has a single exon. The coding region runs from base 1 to 1269 and encodes 422 amino acids.
AUGCCUGCAAGACCCCCAUCUCUCCUCCUCCUCCCGUCUCCUCCAGAACCCGCAAAUGCAGACGUAGUUCGAGCAGCUUACCGAGGUACUCUCGCAUCGGUUAUAUCUCGUCUUUCGAAACAAAACCAGCCAAAUACUACUCGCGAUGUAGCGCCUGUAUUAGUCGUCGCCGUUUCGUCACCAAUCUUGACUAAACCGAAUUCUGAAAGCAAGACCCGAUCCGUAUACUGGGAACGUUCGCAAUCACUGGUCGCUGAGCUCUACUCUCUGAUAGUGUCAAUAUGUGCGGAACAGUGCAUUGCAAGCGAUUUGGAGGCAGACGAUCCUGGUGCUGUCGACGUCCGCAUCAUUCUUGUUGACCAUGAUCCGUCAUGUACUACAGAAUAUAAACCCGGCCCAGACGGGUCCUUUGCGCCAAAUAAUACUGUUGUCCCGGACUUGGCCACUUUUGCUUCAGAGGUCCAUCCAUGGAAAUACAUAUUUCAUCCAAGCAGUGAACCUGGCUAUCAGCUCCAGGCAGACUAUCUCCGAUAUGCAGGAGGGAAGCAAAAACUACUCCAGAGCCAACUCAUUGGCGUUGACGGCGGACUCAGUUUAUCAAAACCGGCGGCGGCGUCUUCACAAGCAGUCACAGUUGAUGGGCGGCAAAUAAAAGACUCGGCCAAGAGUUACACCACAGUUUGUCUCGGGGGCACAUUUGACCAUCUGCAUCCCGGCCACAAACUAUUCCUCCAUGCCGCCAUACUCCUCCUAAACCUGCAAGAAAGCACAAGCACGCCUGCGAACAGCCCGCGAUGCGAACUUGUCAUCGGAAUUUCCAGCGAUGAACUACUCGCAAAGAAAAAGUAUGCCGAGCAGCUUCAGUCCUGGGAAGUCCGUUCUCGCUCCGUCAUCAGCUUCCUCUCCACCCUGCUCAACUGGUCUACAACCUUGACCACAGAAACCAAGGCCGUACAGGCAGAAACUAAGGAACUGCACGCUACAUUCCGGAACGGUGCGAUUUUGGUGCGCUGUGUUGACUUUCACGACAUAUAUGGGCCAACGGUCAAACAAGAGUCCAUUCAGGCGUUGGUCGUGUCUGGAGAGACUCGGAGCGGCGGCAAAGCUGUGAAUGACAAGAGGCACAGCCAAGGAUGGCAUCUCCUAGAUGUUUACGAAAUCGAUGUCCUGGGUGCCCAGGGCAACACGACGACCGAUAACUUUGAGAGCAAAAUCAGCAGCACGGAGAUUCGGAAGCAAAAGGCGCAGAGGCCUGCAGAGUCCUUGUAA